Molecule: messenger RNA, 2109 nt
Organism: Pollicipes pollicipes
Lineage: Eukaryota; Metazoa; Arthropoda; Thecostraca; Pollicipedomorpha; Pollicipedidae
Exons: 4
Coding region: 239-748 (169 amino acids)
Source: RefSeq, a predicted model, not a curated record
GGUCACGCAGCGCCCCCGGCGGUCGGCCGGCGCCAGAGGCGGUCCGAGCCUCGGACGCGGGCGCGCCCGGAGCCGAAGAGCGCCGCGGGGAUAGGCGGGGAGGAGGAGUGAGGUUCGGUGCAGCUGCGAGCGGGCAGUUUCGGGCGAGGCUCUCUGCUUUGUGGUUUUUGUUCGUGGCAGUGGGACGGCCGGACUGGAGGAAGAGAUCAGGCUGAGCGGCGUCGAAAGUGAAGCAGCCAUGAUGGAACUAUUGUGGUCGUUCAAACGGCCCACAUUCAACAUCAACUUUUUCAAUAAUAUGAAGACCCACAACGGCAAUAAAGAGAGCGUCAGCAGCUCCUCGCACGGCUACGACAAGCUGACGACGAGCGACGACAUGGCCAUCGGCCUGACGGAGCUGGGUCCGACGGCUGCCGAGCCGCCGCUGCCGCCGCCGCCCAAACACGACCCAGGCGACGUGCCGGCUGACGCCGAGGACUUCAGCCUCACCGACGACGAGGACGACCGCACCUGCAUCGUCUGUGACCUGACGUUUAUCACACGGAAGCACCUGCGCUACCAUCAGAAGAAGAAACGCCACUACGGGUGCUCAGUUUGCGAGGACGUGUUCACCACCCGGAUCACGCUCGAGUACCACAAGGAGGAGUCGGACCACUGGACCGUCUCAGACGACGAGGACGAGUUCAUGAACCAGCCCGACGAUGACGUCAUGGAGAGCGAGGACGACGAGCAGCUGCUCUUUUAUUAGCUGUCCGCUGGCGGCUCGUCCACUCAAGUUACCCCGGUUCUCAAAGCAACGUGGUGUCAUAGACUCAUAACUGUGUGCGACUUCGCGCGGAUAUCCCGUUCCUGGAAGCCCCUUCGUUGCUUGCACCCAGAGUCGCUUGUUCCGGGUGUUCUGGCUGAAAAGGAGAGCUCGGCGCGAUUGUGCAAAGCGUGUGUGGCGUCACUGGAUCCAUGGGCGGAGCGAGCUGUCUUUGAAUGUGCAUGACUGGCUCAUGAAAACCGAUUGUGAGCGCGGAGAUUCUGACAGUUUCUUAUAGGGCCAUGCAGGCGCAGCCAAGGUAGACCCAGCGAUCUGGCAACCCGUCGCUGCCAGGAAGGGCCAUGCAGUGUUGCCAGAUUGCUUACGUGUCAACCAACUUCAGUCUAGGUUGUUGUCGACAUACGAGUAGAAUGAAUAAACUCGGGGCACCCCGGUUUUUAUAAUCUUCUCGGCGAAGAUUAUGUCAAAAAUCAAGGGUAAGGUCAGACGUAUUUGUCUACACCACUGACCUCAUGAUGUGUGGACGGGUCGGUAACUACAGAAUGAUCAGCGUUCUAGCACGUCAAAAUGUUGGUAGCAAGUAACUUUAUGGAUUAUUUCUAGCCCUGCGUAAUAUGGCCAUGGACUGUCAGUGAUACGUUUCGUUAGCUGGUCUUUUUAAACAUUCUUUUGUGCUUGGUUUUAGGUAGCAAACGACUCUCUGUAUCAUCCUGGUGGUGCUCCGUAUGGCUAAAAGUUGUCAGGGAUUUUAUUUGUCGGACUGUUGCUUGCCAAGCGAACUUGGAAACCGUGCUCGCCUUUCAGCGCACUUCAUCAGUUAGUUCAGUGUGUGCUAGUCUAGCUGCCUUUACGUUUGCAAGUCCUGCGCAAAACUGUCCGUAUGAAAAGAACGUCGCUUACGUUUCUUGUGUCAUCUAGGACGUACCAAACCGCUUCUUACGUCCAUAUGUCUCCAUUCAUCGCACAAUGAAUUCGGUUCGUGCAGAUCGCUGGCACGUUUGGUAUGCCGCCAACUGCGCAACACAUCCUGCAUUCCCCUGUACCAUGCAUGUAGAAACACUGCAUCGCCUUUGGCACCCCUGCCUCGUACCACGUGUCCUCUGGCAUGGUUGCCUAGCCAUUCCAUGUGUGAGGAUGCGACCGUUUACAUGUCAGGAGGUGUGACCGUUUACAUGUCAGGAGGUGUGACCGUUUACAUGUCAGGCGCGUGCGUGUGUCCCGCCCCCUCUGAGCCAUAUCAGUCUGAGCCGCCGGCGCGGUGGCUCUGUCCAACCGAGGUCACGUGUCACGGCCCGACCUGUGACCGGUGCGGCGCCGCAGGACAAUACACGGACGUCGGGUUG